UCAAGAAUAUUACACAACUACACGUGUCACGUGCAAUUCUUUAAAUAUUUUAAAUUGAUGUAGCGUUUUAAUAUACAUUUGUAUUGGUACUGAUUCGUAGGUUUUGACAGCAGGCAGCUGAUGGCGCUGUGGAGCUAUCCUAGCUUUAGCACAAGGACAGAAGAAGCAGCUCUGUGCUAGGAAGCGUGUACCAUAACAACGUGGUUUUAUAGAAGUUGCCGGUGUAUAUGUCCGCAUUACUAACGCUGUUUACUAUUUAUUAUGAAGCACACGGAGGUAAAGCAACAGCAUCCUUCCCUCUAUCUAGAAGUUUGUUCCCAAAACGAGGAGCAGCGUCUUCCGCUGCACACCUCCAUCGCCCUGUUUCUCCUGUCCUACUGCGAGUGCAAGUCUUUCAAAGUUUUUCUGGUCUUCACCAAACCUGCCUGCACCCAGUCACUGAAGAGGCAGCUACCAGAGUCUCUGGAUGUGUCUGACAUUCAGUUGGAGGAUCUGCCCCAGUUGGUAAGGGGCUGCCGUCUCCCUGCUGUUCUGGAUGAGACUGGGAGGCUCUGCAGGGCAGGGCUGGCGGUGGUGCUGAGACACAUCAUCAACAAGACCUUAGAGGCUGACCCUUCUAGAAAUGAUGUGUUGGCGCUGCUGGGAUUCAAGAAGACUUGUCUGAAGGCCUGUGCUGAGGUGAGCAAGUGGACCAGACUGUGUGAAAUUGGCAUUCCCUCUGCUAUUGAGGAACACCUCAAAAAUCCCUCAAAUCAAUAUCAGCAGCUGCCCCUCUCCAUCCUCACCCUAGAGCGAAGGCUAGCAGAGCCUGUCAAAGUCCACAAUGAUGAUAAAAUACGGAGACAGAAACUCCAAGAGCAGAGACAGAAUGAAAAGAAUGAGUCCCCCGAAGGCCAAGGGAACCCAGAUUCUGACUCCGAACCUGGACAGGCACCUCAGGUCUGUGAUGGACUUGAGCUCAGGGCGGCUCUGGCCAAGCUGUCUGUGGAUUCAGUUCCGACUUUGACCACCAGAGAGAACUCUGAGAUCAGGAAAGUGAAGACCACAGACCUGCCUCCACUUGAGCAUGUGUUUGCUGAGGGACUAUACUUCACUCUGACUGAUGUGGUGCUGCUGCCGUGCAUCUAUCAGUACUUGUGUUCCCUCCAAGUCCAUGCUGUGAGCACUCUAUAUCAACUGCCCUACCUGCUGCGUUGGUACAGCCGUGUUCAGGAGGUACCUGGGGUCCUUCGGGCAGCCAAGGCUUGUGGGAUGGCUCUGUCCAUCCCCCAAGUUCCCACGUCCAGCCUCCCAGGGCCGUCAGCAGAGGACAACCCAACUAGCCUAUUGGAGCAAGAAGAAGGCCAAGAGAUGACCACAGAGCUUCCCUUUGUCGGUGGCCCCAGGCCCACAAUGACUAAACUUCAAGAAAAUGGCAUCGAGGCAGUCUUCGCUCCUCAUCCCUGCCCUGCCUGGACCCUCCCAUGGGACAGCUUACCAGGCCCUAUCAACCCCACUGAAGGGAAAAUGUCAAAUAUCCGUGCAGUCAGAAAGAGGCAACAGCUGAAUAACUUGGUUGCCAUGGUUAUGGAGCUAGCCAGGCCGGGAUACACAGUUGUGGAUUUCUGCAGUGGAACAGGCCAUGUAGGGAUUGUUCUGGCACACACACUUCCAGAUUGCCAGGUCCUCCUCAUAGAGAACAAAGAAGAGUCUUUGGUCAGGGCCCAGUGUCGUAGUGCCGAGCUUGGUCUGAAAAACAUCGCCUUCAUUCAGGCCAAUUUGGACUACUUCACCGGACCCUUUCACAUUGGGGUUGCCCUCCAUGCAUGUGGCGUUGCAACAGACAUGGUGAUGGAGCAUUGCAUCCAGGCAGGAGCUGCCUUUGUCAUCAGUCCUUGUUGCUACGGCUUCAUCCAGAACGCAAUCAAGUUCACCUUCCCCAAGAGCAAAAGGUUCCAAGAGACUCUGACUUAUAAGGAACACAUGAUCCUCUGUCGCUUCGCAGACCAAACUGCUGUCCAGCUCCCUCCUGAGAGGCGACUCAUAGGUAAACAGUGUAUGGGCCUGGUAGACUUGGACCGCUUGUGGGCAGCAGAGACUCAUGGGUACUUGGUGCGGGUGAUGACUAUGGAACCUGAAAGCUGUUCACCAAAGAACAACAUGCUGGUGGGAAGGCCACUGCAGAAGAGUGGACUGGAAGUCAGUGCAAGCCAACUGGAAGCGCUGGUGCAUAAUUAGGACUGCAAGCACCACUGUACAGCAGAGCAUCUUCAGUGUGGUCAGGGUUUGAUAAAGUACUCAUCCUCUGUGGUUCUGGCUGUGUUAUGAUGGUGCUGAGAAUACAACUAUAUUUUAUCCACCCUCAACAUUUUCUUUUGUUUUUUGUUUUUUUUUUUGUUUUUUUUUUACAAGCCUUUUGUAAGAAACGGCCUCAGAAAAUAAAACAGAUGUUUGCUUAUUAUUUCUGGACUAGCAAAAGUCAUCUUUUGAAAUCUCUUUCAGACUGAAGGUAAAGGAAAUAGUGCCAUGAUGAUGCCAUGUGGAGGAGGAGUGCUUGCGGAGAACUCAUCUCCUUAGUUAAAUGCAAUCAAUUAUUGGACGCAUAGUUGUAAAAGAGCUCAAGUCUCUCACCAACUGCUAUGUUACGUUUGUGUCUUUGCCUAAACUGUGUGAUCAAGCUGUCAGCGUAAACAGAAGCUGCAGGAAUUACACACCCACAUUGAGAAUUAAGUACACCAUACUUCCACAUGCUGUUUUUGCAAAUAGUCUGUAUACAGCCUUCUGUGAUAGAACUCAGCAGUCAGCUCCCUCUGUUGCCAGGUUUUAACAGAAGAAGGAGAAAUUCUGUGCUAAAAACUCAUCUGCACUUAAAGAUGAGAUGGGGAAUUAUCAUGAUCUACAUCUCCAGUGUGUGUUUGUGAGAGACUGGGGGAGGGGGUGUAGAAAGAGAGAAAUUGGAUUUAAACUUGUAUCACAUCAGGUAAAAUACAGCAUUUGUCAUGAUGGUUCUACAGAGAAACUGAUUAUUCUUCAUAGAGUGAAUGUGACUAUGGAAUGCGUCCCAUCAUACGAAUAUGAAUAUUUUAUGAUGUUUGUGAAAAGGUCAGUGUGCUUGAUUAGAUGCGCUCUGCUCAGAGCCCAGUAGAUGAAAAUCACACAAUACGCACCAUAUUUCCAAUCAUGUAUACUUUAGACAUACUAUAGCCCCUUAAGCUUUCAUUCUCCCAGGUGAAACUGGUCAUCUGUUUCUCUGAAAAAUCCUGUGUUCUCACCUUUGACAGUGUAUUGCGGCUACUUGAGAAAUCUGGGGAGGUAGCAGGAGAGCCAGUUUUCCUGCUCACACUGAAGGGAUAAGACAAGAAGGGUGUAGGCUUUUCGAGCUCAUCUGAAUUCAGUCAGGAGAGUCAAUCUAUCCUGAGGUGAAUGGCCACAGACACAGCUCCUUCCAAGGACUGGAAUUAUUUCAAAAGGAGAUGUCUGACUCCCUGUUCAUGCUUGUGGCUGUGCAUAAGUGCACAUUACAGAAAUGCAUAUAGGCACAAAAGAGGAGAACAAGAGUAGGUGGAACUACUUAUAGCUUGUAUGAGAGAGAAGAGAAUAAAGAGGUGUGAAGUGGGUCGAUUCAACCCAAACACCCGGGGCUGGAAGGUGACUAAACAAGACUUUUUGUUUAGACAAAAUAGGUGAGAUAUCUGAGCUUCUUUCUAUGUAAAUGCACAGUGUUUCUUUACUAAUGAUCAGCUUCACGAAGCCUUCCUAUGAGUAAAGCAUGGAGUCAGAGAUACACUGAGCUAAAUGCAUUUUUUAGUGUGUAAUUAACAGAAUCAGAAAUCAGAAUCAGGUUUAUUGCCCUGUAGGUUUUCCCAUACUAGGAAUUUGCCUUGGUGUUGUGGUGCGUAACACUCAAAAUAUAGAAAUUAAGAGGAAAAAAAAGUACUGCAAACUGAUUGACCUCAAAACAAAAGUUGACAAGAUAUGAGCUGAACCUUAAACAAAUGAUUUUUUAAAAGUUUUUUUGGAGCAAAAGGAACCUGUGACUGAACAAAUCGUAUAUGGAAAGUAGAUUGUCAUUUAGUCAGUGAGGAGUCUUUAUGUAUAUGCUGAUAAUCAGCAUAAAUAGGCUGUGGCUUAGUGGUAGAGCGGGUCGUCCACCAAUCGGAAGGUCAGUGGCUCAAUCCCAACUUCCCCCAGCCCACAUGUCGUAGUGUCCUUGGGCAAGACACUGAACCCCAAAUUGCUCCUAUUGUGCCUUCGGUGUGUGAGUGUGUGUGAAUGGUUAGUUACUUCUUUGAACUAAUGAGCAGUUGGUACCUGCCAUCAGUGUAUGGAUGUGUGAAUAAGGUAAAUGUGAUAUGUUAUGUGAUGCGUUUUGAGUAGUCAGAAAGAGUAGAAAGGCGCUAUACAAGUGCAGUCCAUUUACAUUAAAAUAACACGUAGAUUUUUUUCUAUUAAACUCAGCGAACACUCUUCACAUUUGUGUAGGUUUUCAAAAGCAAUUUCAACUGAACAAUUUGUUGCAGCAGAAAACCUCUAUCAGGAAAUAAUGGGGCUUUCAUUGUUUCAUUAGCUUCUGUUAUUACUUGUAAUUAAAAUCCAGCUCGUCUUGGUGUUUUCCACUUCAUUACACUUGUAGUGUUUAUGGCCGUUUGUUUGCAACCGUUUGUUGCUCCAUAUUUGGGGUCCCUCCCUAUUGGUAUGAAUUUUCUCUUUUGACAGUGACCUUGUUAAUGUUCAGUUACUAUAACAGGCACUCAUAUAAAGUACAAACCCAGAUGAUACAAGGGGCCGCUGCUGCCCUUUCAGUUAUUUUACAUAUCAUACUAGUGCUUUUAUGUUUAACACGCAUUGCCACCAAUGAAAUGUUCAUUUUAGUUGUGUAUAUUUUUUCUAAAAAACAAUGUUGAGCAUAAUUAUAAAAGUCGAGAAUAACAACAAAUUAUUAUGCACACAUCAUCUCUUUGGUUGCCUACUCAGGUAUUAUUUUGCACACCCUUAUAAACUAUUCCCUGAUGCUUCUCAUCCUACUUGUCACAUCUGUUUUCACCUUAUAUAUCCCCAGUUUGGGAUUUCCCUGCUUUUAUUCUAUUUUUGCAUUUAUUUUCUACUUUUAUCUACUGUAACAUUGUCUGUUCAGAAUGUAACUAAUGACUCACUUUCCACACAGGGUUCAUUAAAGGACGAGUUUGCCCAAA
Molecule: messenger RNA, 5171 nt
Organism: Siniperca chuatsi (mandarin fish)
Lineage: Eukaryota; Metazoa; Chordata; Actinopteri; Centrarchiformes; Sinipercidae
Gene: gstcd
Product: glutathione S-transferase, C-terminal domain containing
Exons: 12
Coding region: 262-2217 (651 amino acids)
Source: RefSeq, a predicted model, not a curated record